Molecule: messenger RNA, 2152 nt
Organism: Hyaena hyaena (striped hyena)
Lineage: Eukaryota; Metazoa; Chordata; Mammalia; Carnivora; Hyaenidae
Product: laminin subunit alpha-2-like
Exons: 14
Biological process (GO): axon guidance
Cellular component (GO): basement membrane
Molecular function (GO): extracellular matrix structural constituent
Source: RefSeq, a predicted model, not a curated record
CCAGCCGGGCCGGGGAACUGGGCGGCGGAGACGCCUCGGGCUCCUGAGAAGUGGAUCGGCUCGCGGCCACCGCAAUGCCAGGGGCCGCCGGGCUCCUCCUGGCCCUGCUGCUCAGCGGGGGCCUCGGGGGCGGCCAGGAACAGCAGCCGCAGGCACAUCAGCAGAGAGGUUUAUUCCCUGCUGUCCUGAAUCUUGCUUCUAAUGCUCUCAUCACCACAAAUGCAACAUGUGGAGAAAAAGGACCUGAAAUGUAUUGCAAAUUGGUAGAGCAUGUCCCUGGACAGCCUGUGAGGAACCCCCAAUGUCGAAUCUGCAAUCAAAAUAGCAGCAAUCCAUACCAGAGACACCCGAUUACAAAUGCUAUUGAUGGAAAGAACACUUGGUGGCAGAGUCCCAGUAUUAAGAAUGGAAUCGAAUACCAUUAUGUGACAAUUACACUGGAUUUACAGCAGGUGUUCCAGAUUGCAUAUGUGAUUGUGAAAGCAGCUAAUUCCCCCCGGCCUGGAAACUGGAUUUUGGAACGCUCACUUGAUGAUGUUGAAUACAAGCCCUGGCAGUAUCAUGCUGUGACAGACACGGAGUGUCUAACCCUUUACAACAUUCAUCCCCGCACUGGACCCCCAUCGUAUGCCAAAGACGAUGAGGUCAUCUGCACUUCAUUUUAUUCCAAGAUACACCCCUUAGAAAAUGGAGAGAUACACAUCUCUUUGAUCAACGGGAGACCAAGUGCUGAUGACCCUUCUCCUGAACUACUGGAAUUCACCUCCGCUCGAUAUAUUCGCCUGAGAUUUCAGAGAAUCCGCACCCUGAAUGCUGACUUGAUGAUGUUCGCUCACAAAGACCCGAGAGAAAUUGACCCAAUUGUCACACGAAGAUAUUACUACUCGGUCAAGGAUAUUUCAGUUGGAGGGAUGUGCAUCUGCUACGGUCAUGCCAGGGCUUGUCCACUUGAUCCAGUGACAAAUAAAUCCCGCUGUGAAUGUGAGCACAAUACAUGUGGUGAUAGCUGUGAUCAGUGCUGUCCAGGAUUUCAUCAGAAACCUUGGCGAGCUGGCACUUUUCUGACUAAAACUGAAUGCGAAGCGUGCAAUUGCCAUGGGAAAGCUGAAGAAUGCUAUUAUGAUGAAAAUGUUGCCAGAAGAAAUCUGAGUUUAAAUAUACAUGGAAAGUACAUUGGAGGGGGUGUGUGCGUGAAUUGUACCCAAAACACGGCUGGUAUAAACUGUGAGACCUGCAUUGAUGGCUUCUUCAGACCCAAAGGGGUAUCUCCAAAUUAUCCAAGACCAUGCCAGCCAUGCCACUGUGAUCCAAUUGGUUCCUUAAAUGAUGUCUGUGUGAAGGAUGAAAAACGUACUCAACGAGGUCUGGCACCUGGGUCCUGUCAUUGCAAACCUGGCUUCAGAGGCGUGAGUUGCGAUCGAUGUGCCAGGGGCUACACUGGCUAUCCAGACUGCAAACCCUGUAACUGCAGUGGCGCAGGGAGCACAAACGAGGACCCUUGUUUUGGACCCUGUCACUGUAAGGAGAACGUUGAAGGUGGGGACUGCAGUCGCUGUAAAUCCAGCUUCUUCAACUUGCAAGAGGAGAAUCAUAAAGGUUGUGACGAGUGCUUCUGCUCAGGGGUUUCAAACAGAUGUCAGAGCUCCUACUGGACGUACGGCCAUAUAAAAGACAUGAGUGGCUGGUACCUGACUGAUCUCUCUGGCCACGUUCGAGUGUCCCCCCAGCAGGAUGACUCGGAGCCACCUCAGCAGGUCAGCAUCCGCAGUGUAGAAGCCCAGCGGUCCCUGCCACAGAGGUACUACUGGAGCGCACCUGCUGUGUAUCUGGGAAACAAACUUACAGCAGCUGGAGGACAAUUGACAUUUACCAUAUCAUAUGACUUCGAAGAAGAGGAAGAAGAUACAGAACGUGUACUCCAGAUUAUGGUUAUCUUAGAGGGAAGUGACUUGAGAAUCAGCACAGCCCAAGAUGAGGUGUAUCUGCAACCAUAUGAAGAACAUAUCCAUGCAUUGUCACUUAAAGAAGAAUUGUUUACCAUACACGGCACAAAUUUCCCUGUCAGUAGAAGAGAGUUUAUGACCGUGCUCGCGAAUGUAAAGAGAGUCCUCAUACAAAUCACCUACAGCCUUGGGAUGGAUGCCACCUUCAG